Cicer arietinum (chickpea) is the source of this 1325-nucleotide messenger RNA. Its product is annotated as ribosome biogenesis regulatory protein homolog. Gene Ontology annotation, cellular component: nucleus; preribosome, large subunit precursor; nucleolus. Gene Ontology annotation, molecular function: protein binding. The record is from RefSeq and is a predicted model, not a curated record. Gene Ontology annotation, biological process: ribosomal large subunit biogenesis; ribosome biogenesis; endonucleolytic cleavage in ITS1 to separate SSU-rRNA from 5.8S rRNA and LSU-rRNA from tricistronic rRNA transcript (SSU-rRNA, 5.8S rRNA, LSU-rRNA). NCBI's taxonomy places the organism in Eukaryota, Viridiplantae, Streptophyta, Magnoliopsida, Fabales, Fabaceae.
AAAAUUAAAACAAAAAAACAAGAUUAAAAGAAGCUGUAACAAAAGAAAAAAGGAUAUUGGAAUUCGAAGUUGAAGAAAAGUAGAAAACUGCGUUACCGUCUUCUUCUCCAAACGAACCCUAGUCCCGCCGCCAACUCGCCUUCUUAGUCGUUUCCGGCGAAGUAGAAUCACAUGGAGAUGUUGGAAGGCGAAAAGACCUUCGAGGUCGAUCUCGGUAACCUAAUGGCCUUCGAUUCUCAUUUCGCUUUCCCUUCUCAACAACCACCUCUUUCGAGGCAAGAUCUGGUGAACGUGUGUUUACAGAAAGGAACUGAGUUAGUUCAAGCUAUCGCAGAUUCACUCUUUACUUUGCCUUCAACUGAAGAUGUUGAUGGUCCCCUCGUUAACUUGCCCGCACCUCUCACCAAAUUACCUAGAGAAAAACAUCUUCCAAAGCCAAAACCUCCAACCAAAUGGGAAGCUUUUGCCAAAAAGCAAGGAAUUCAAAAACGGAAGAAGGACAAAGUUGUUUUUGAUGAGCAAUCUGGAACAUGGAAACGCAGUUAUGGGUAUGAUCAUGCCAAUGAUGAAGAUGCUAUACCUAUUAUCGAGGCAAAACCAACUGAUGAUCCAGGAGAGGAUCCUUUUGCCAAAAGAAAGGAAAAUAAAAAGGGAAGAGUUGAAAAACAGGAGAAACAUCGGCUACAGAACUUGAAAAAUGCUGCCAAGUUUGGGGCUUUACCUAGCCAUGUUCAGUUGGCUGCUACUUCUCUGCCCAUAACAGGAACUCAAGCAGCACCUAAGAAGGUUACCAAGGAUAUAUUAGGCAACGUAGCAGGAAUUGCAGCAACAGCCACAGCUAGUGGUGGGAAAUUUGACAAGAAAUUGCCAGGAGAGAAGGCUCCACAACAUAAAGGAAAAUACAGAAAGUUCCUGCCAGUGGUAGAAGGAACAGGAAUCGGAUCAAUGGAGAGAGAGCAAACUGAAAAAAUAUUGAACAAGAUCAUGGCCAAGAAUUCCCAUGACAUACUCAAUGUUACCAAGGCUGUCACAGUGCACAAUGUGAAGAAAGAGAAAAACCGAAGGAGCGAUAAAUCGAAGGCUUCAUCAACUAAUAGCAAAUUGAAAACUCAGAAGAAGCCUUUUAAAAAGGGAAGUGCCAAGAAAGACUACGCAAAAGGAAAGUAGUUUAGAUUUUAUCGAAGCCUGUAGAGUUUUUUGGAAACUCUUUUUAGUGGUUUAAUUAAAGUUUUGUAGACGAUUAUUUUAUAUAUCAAUUGUUAUCCAUUUUAUCAUGUUUAUGUCUUCUAUCUAAACAUCAGAUAUCUCGAUUGAUUAUUACACAA